UCGGCGGGGUGGCUCAGGCGGCCGCGAUGGCCCCCGCCGUGCAGCCCGCCGAGGUCCAGUUCGCUCAGCGGCUGGCGUCCAGCGAGAAGGGCGUCCGCGACCGCGCGGUGAGGAAGCUGCGCCAGUACCUCAGCGUGAAGACGCAGAGCGAGACAGGAGGUUUCAGCCAAGAAGAACUCCUAAAAAUAUGGAAAGGACUCUUCUACUGCAUGUGGGUGCAGGACGAACCCCUUCUGCAGGAGGAGCUAGCGAACUCUAUUUCCCAACUCAUCCAUGUUGUUAACAGCUCAGAGGCUCAGCACCUGUUCAUUCAGACCUUCUGGCAAACCAUGAAUCGAGAAUGGAAGGGAAUAGACAAGCUGCGCCUGGACAAAUACUACAUGCUGAUUCGCCUGGUCCUGAGGCAGUCUUUUGAAGUUCUGAAACGGAAUGGCUGGGAGGAAAGCCGAAUCAAGCUUUUUUUGGAUGUUCUGAUGAAGGAGAUCCUGUGUCCUGAGAGCCAGUCUCCUGAUGGAGUGAGGUUCCAUUUCAUCGAUAUUUAUUUGGACGAACUAUCCAAAGUGGGAGGAAAAGAGCUUUUGGCAGAUCAGAACCUCAAGUUUAUUGACCCAUUCUGCAAAAUUGCUGCCAAGACCAAGGACCACACACUGGUACAGACUAUAGCUAGGGGUGUUUUUGAAGUCAUUGUAGAUCAGUCUCCUCUUGUACCUGAAGACACAGUGGAGGAACAGAAAACCAAAGUGGGUGAUGGUGACCUCUCUGAAGAGGAGACUUUUGAAAACGAGGCAACUUGGAAAAAAGUAGUUAGCAGAAAGAAGACAGCACUGAGCAAAUGCCCCUCCAGGAGAGAUGGAAUCAGUGAUAAAAGAGGAAGAAAGGACUGUGGUACCUUGGAGGACAUGGGGCUACUUCUCCAGUUUGACUAUAAGGCUGUCGCGGACCGACUCUUGGAAAUAACCCACAAGAAAAACAUUCCUCCCUUCAACCGGAAACGUCUCUACAAACUCAUCAAAAAGUUCCAAGGCCUUUCUGAAGGUGGUAUAUCUCAACUCAGUUUUCCUGAGGACAUUGCUGCUGAUGAAGGUGAUCAAGCUCUCAGUCAAAGAAGACAUAAGAAAAAAAGACGUAAGCUCUUAGAGAAAGCUGACUUGGAGAAGGAAACAGGAAACAGAGUCUUUCUUGCUGAGGAAAAGGACAGUGAAGGCCGCAUUCAGAAAAGAAAAAGGAAAAAAAAGAAGAGGAGCCACCCCCAGCCUGAGACUCUGGACCUGAGGGACACAGCCUCACCCUCAGCACAGAGCAGGGGCGGGGAGCCUGAGCCUGCUCAGAGGCAGGUCCCCCAAGUGCGAGCGGCCGAGUCCAGCACCAGGGAGGAGAGCAGCUCGGAGCACCCCGCCUCCGUCCCCACACGUGGCAGGAAGAAUCAGCUGAAGAGAAAGAGCCUGGGCGCACAGGGAGAGAUCCGGGACCCCACAGAGCUGCCUCUGGAGGACAAGGCCCAGAGUGGCCCUGGCAGCAGCCAUCCUCAUGGACCUGCUGCCAGAGGCUCCCCAACAGAUGGAACCCAAGUCCCAAAAAGGAAGAGGAAGCUUGGAGUGCACCCUGUCAAUGGCAGUGGUCAGACCACCUUGCCCCAGUGCAGGAGGCCACAGAAAAAGAAGGCAGAGCCCAGCAGCCUUGACCUCUAUAGUCUGUCCAGUCAGAAGACAAUUUUGAAAAAGAGGAAGAAGAUGAAAGAAAUGUCAAGCUUGAUAGAAUACAACGGAAUACUGGGAUCCAGAGUUAGACAGCUCCAAGCUCUGGAAAGCAGCAGGACUGUUGCCCCUUUGAAGAAGCAGCCACUGAGGACAGAAAAGGAUUUUGUGAAGUUUGACACCCACUUCUUACCAAAGCCCCUCUUCUUCAGAAAAGCCAAGAGCAGUGCUGCCCCUCGCCCUGCAGAGCGAGCCGUCCAGCUGGACAGAACAACCAGCAGCGCCAAGAAGGUCACCUUUGGGUUGAACAGAAAUACCACCGCGGAAUUCAAGAAGACGGACAAGAGUAUCCUGGUCAGCCCCACAGGCCUCUCCCGAGUGGCCUUCAACCCUGAGCAGAGACCCCUCCAUGGAGUGCUGAAGACCCCCACCAGCUCUCCCACCAGCACUCCCCUGGAAACCAAGAAGCCGCUGGCCGCCACUCAAAAGAGAAGGCCAACGGCUGCGGACUUCUUCUGAGAACAGAGUCCCUUUUAAAGACUGCUUUUGUACAGAAUAUUCUAUAAAUUAUAUCUUUGAAAAUA
This is a messenger RNA of Marmota flaviventris (yellow-bellied marmot), 2278 nucleotides long. RefSeq names its product ribosomal RNA processing 1B (gene Rrp1b). Gene Ontology annotation, cellular component: nucleus; preribosome, small subunit precursor. Lineage: Eukaryota; Metazoa; Chordata; Mammalia; Rodentia; Sciuridae. The record is from RefSeq and is a predicted model, not a curated record. Gene Ontology annotation, biological process: rRNA processing.